AUGCAGGUAUAGAAGGCGAGCAAUGAGGGGCAUUCAGUGACACCUUCUCUUUUGCCCACAGGAGGGUCAGUCGAAGGUUGUCCGCCUACUGUUGAGGAAUGGAGCUGACCCGCACAUUCAGGACACUGUCGGCCGCAAGAGCCCUCUGCAAAUGGCCGCGACGCCACUCAUAAGAGACCAAAUCAAGAGUGAGCAUCCGUGUAUGAGAGAAUGGAUGUGCUACACGUCUCUAUGAAUGCAGGUCAUCUGAGGCAGAAGGGCGAGCUCCCGGUGGCCGAGUUUAGGGCCACUGAAGGCGCCGUGGACCAGGCCACCUCUCCAAUGCAGCGUGGAACGAUGCCCCAGCAGCCAUACAGCCCUCCUGCGGAGGACAAAAGGGAGAGGGAGCAGCAGCUGGCCGUCGAGCCAUCGCGAACAGGACCGAAAGAAGGUCAAAUAGCGUCAUCCAUACACACAAAGAGAGCUGGGUGUUGUGCUCUGCGCUCGGGCCUGUCUGCCUUGUCUGUGUCGAUGGGCCCUCUCCGCGAGCGGUUCAUGCGUCUGAUGCUGCCUGUGCAGCAGGGCGGCCCUGACGACCUGCAGCACAUCAAAGAGCCGCACCUGUUCACCGCCAGCUGGAUGGAGGCCAUACACACGCACCAACAGCUCUUCCAAUCCAUCAUUGCUGCCCGUCAGGGUCACGUAGGCGUCAUGUCGGUCAUGUAUGAGAGCAAACCUGACGUACUGCAGCAAACAAACGACGUACUAUCACAGACAAAUCAUCUUGUGCUGCAGUUGGUGAUGAGGAGAUGUGUGUUGGGUGUGGUGGAAUGCCGACUGGUUGGACUGCCAUACACUUCGCUGCCCGGAAUGGCCAUCUUGCGGUCGUUAAUCAGCUGCUGAAGUGGGAUCCCAAACUGCUCGAUGCACGUAGCAAGGUAAGAGAGCACACACACAUGUCUCUGACGCCUCAGUGUGCCGAUUGAUUUUGUGUGUGAUGAUUGUACUUCGGUACCACACCAUUCAUAUUUGCUGCCUCGGGUGGUCAUGUGGAUUUGCUGAAGGCACUGUAUGCCAAAGGCGGGAAGGGCUGCCUCACACAAAAGGACCAGGUCACACAGAAGGCGGGAAACAAUGAACGUAACUCUGAUAUGUUUGAUUGCCUUUCUUUGUGUGCAUGACACACACAGCACGGCAUGACGGCACUCCAUGUGGAUGCGGACAGGGGCCAAUCUGUCGCUGUGUCUCAGCUGUGGGCCACACUGAUGAAUGGCUGACGCGAACAUCUUAUACACACUCUCUGUCUCUCUGUGCCAUUCUCAAAGGCUCGAGUGGGGCGGCGGUGCUCUGCUGGACAUCGAAAACAACGACGUCAGUGCACACAGAAAUUCACAUCAUCGAUGGGUUCAGUGCUCAUCUCAUGACAACAGGGCAAGACGCCGUGGGAUUUCGCCGUCUUGGUCCGAGGGAAGGAUGUUGGAGCACCGUCACCCUGCGUUCCCCGCUCCCCCCUCCUGCUACUACAGCAAGAGCUACUGGGACACGAUGAGCUGCAGCACAGCCACUGGCGGGCCGUGUGGGGCAACCAGCUCGUGCCGACCUGACACAGGUAAGAUGGGACAGGGAAGAGAGGGAGGGGGGAAGAAGGGGCGAGGCAGAUCCGUUGUCAUCUGUGUGGUGUGUUGUGUGGUGUGUACGGCAUUCAGCGAGCGGCGGCAGCAGCCUGACCCCUCACUGCUCACCUGAGACCAGCCCCCUCUCCCUGCCCAUCCCGGUGCGGCGCACCCUCCCCCCUCCCCCCCUCCCCCUCUAUCGCCCCAUCGGCAGCCGCAUCAUCGGUGUGCUCGUCGACCACAUGUGGAACUGACACUCUCUCUGUCUCUCUCUCUCUCUCUCUCUCUCUCUCUCUCGCAAAAGAGACCACGGCAGCAGCAGUGCGUCUGCGGCCGACCACGGCAGCAGCAGUACGUCCGCUGCGGACCACGGCAGAGUGUCUGUGGUGGUGGGUCGUCAUCUGCCAAGGCAGAGGAGGUCGAUGAUGCAGCGGCGGCGGACGCACAGGAAGAGGAGGGCGAUGGUGUGGGUGACGAUUGGUCGCCUGAUCUGCAGAUUAGGGAGGUUCUCGACUGUUUGCCGACAGGUGCGUGUGCCGCAAACACACAAAUGGUCUCGGCAAACGUGGUGGGGUGUGUGUGGUGUGGUGUGUUGUGUGUUGACACAACAGGAGAGGUGUCCGAGAAUCUGGUGUGGAGCAAGUGUGUGACGCCUCUGCGUGGUGUGGCUCUGCGUGAGGAGGAUCUGCGAGUGGUGUGCGAGCGGCUCAGCAGCGAGUAGGCUGACGGGAUUUCUGUCCAUUCGGAUCAGUCGGAUGUGGUCCACACACCGCACACACAUACACAUUCACACACGCAUAACAACCCUUCCUCACGCAAGACAGGCGGGAGUCGAUAGUGCUUGCCCUGCAUGUUGCCGCGAUCUGUGACGUGGCAACAGACACAAUGCACAAACAGACCAAUGAAUACGAACAGACCCCCUCUGUGCAUACGCUUACAUAUAUCGAGCGGGUCGGCC
Messenger RNA from Vitrella brassicaformis, 2550 nucleotides. Lineage: Eukaryota; Vitrellaceae. The record is from the annotation of a GenBank genome assembly.